This is a messenger RNA of Molossus molossus (Pallas's mastiff bat), 909 nucleotides long. It is a transcript of the gene TAS2R16, whose product is annotated as taste 2 receptor member 16. NCBI's taxonomy places the organism in Eukaryota, Metazoa, Chordata, Mammalia, Chiroptera, Molossidae. The record is from RefSeq and is a predicted model, not a curated record. Gene Ontology annotation, molecular function: G protein-coupled receptor activity; bitter taste receptor activity. Gene Ontology annotation, biological process: G protein-coupled receptor signaling pathway; detection of chemical stimulus involved in sensory perception of bitter taste; sensory perception of taste. Gene Ontology annotation, cellular component: membrane.
AUGCUAUGGAGUAGAAGAAUAAUACACAACUAACUCACUGUUUUCUUCAUGAUCAUCUAUUUGCUUAAGUCCUUGACAAUAAUUGUGCAGUGUAAUUUAAUUGUUGCAGUGCUGAGCAGAGAGUGGGUGCAGGUCAAAAGGCUGUCACCUGUGAACAUGAUUCUCAUCAGCCUGGGUGUCUGCUGCUUCUGUUUACAAUGGUCAUCAGUGCUGCACAAUUUUGGCUUCUAUUUCAACCAAUUACUUUGGUACAUAUUAAUCAUCUGGGAAUUUACUAAUACUCUUACAUUCUGGUUAACCAGCUUGCUCACUGUUGUCUACUGUGUCAAAGUCUCUUUCUUCACCCAUCCCAUCUUCCUCUGACUGAGGUGGAGAAUUUUGAGGUUGGUUCCCUGGCUAUUGAUAGGGUCGCUGCUGAUUUCCUGUGUGACAAUCAUUGUCUCAGCUUUUAGACAUCACAUCAAGAUUCAGUUAAUCUCCAUGAUGCCUGGAAACAACACUAAGACAGAGAAACUUAAGACAUUUAUAGAGAAGUUUUACAUAUCUCAGCAACUGGUUGUGUUGGUAAUUCCUUUCCUCCUGUUCCUGGCCUCCACCAUCUUGCUCAUAACCUCAUGGUGCCAACACUUGGGCAGAACAUAUCACAACUCUGGCCACAGCAACUCCAACAUGAAAGCUCACUCCACUGCCCAGAGGUUUCUUGCCUUCUUCCUCAUCUUCUUCACCUCUUACUUUCUGACUGUAAUCAUCUCCAGUAUGUACAUCCUGUUGAAUAUGAAUUCCUAGUUCUGAGCCUGGGAAACUAUCAUCUAUGCUAUAGGCUCUGUUCAUUCCACUUCACUGAUGCUGAGCAGCCCUACAUUGAAAGUGGUUUUAAAGAUAAGCUGCUAUGCCCUAGAGGCUGCCUGA